This is a messenger RNA of Aptenodytes forsteri (emperor penguin), 1951 nucleotides long. It is a transcript of the gene IFNLR1, whose product is annotated as interferon lambda receptor 1. The record is from RefSeq and is a predicted model, not a curated record. The coding region runs from base 173 to 1873 and encodes 566 amino acids. Gene Ontology annotation, molecular function: protein binding. The transcript has 7 exons. Lineage: Eukaryota; Metazoa; Chordata; Aves; Sphenisciformes; Spheniscidae.
UCAAUGUGCAGUGCUAUAUUUGGGCCGUACCAGGAAGUGAGGCUGUGCACAUGUGUGCAGUUCAUUAACUGCAUGCUCCUCCAUAAUUCAUACAACUUAAUACAAGAAAACAACAUGAUGAAAAGGUAGCAGGAAAAGAAAUAUAUUACAAGUGGAAAAGUUCUGCUUCGGCAUGUCUACCUGGAAAGUCAGAGUCCUGAUGGCACUGUGCUUCUUGAGGCAGACUAGAGGUCAUGUUCAACUUCCUCCUCCUCAAAAUGUUACAUUACUGUCAAAGGAUUUUGACAUGAUUUUGACAUGGACUCCAGGAGAAGGCUCUCCACCAGAUGUGACAUACACUGUGAGGUAUGAAAGCCAGGAACGCAUGGACAAAUGGAUAAAGGUUCCUCAUUGCAAAAAUAUUCGCAGUACCUCUUGCAAUCUGACUUGUGUGCUUCCAAACUUCUUUGUUAAAGUCCGGGCUCGAGUAAAAGCUGUUUCUGGACGAUUCCAGUCACCAUGGGUAGAAUCACAGUUCAAGGAAUACUAUUUGGAUGUGGAACUGGCUCCCCCAGUGCUAAAUGUGAAUGUAAAGAAGAACUUAAUCCAUGUGAAUGCCUCCUUUCCUUUGGCCACCUGUGUGGAGAGUUUCUCUUGGAUGUAUGACUUGAACCUUUGGGAAGCUGGAUCUGAAGACAAGAAGCAAUACGAAGGUAUCUUUAGGAAGAAUACAGUGACUAUCGACACCACUGCACUUAGAGGCAACUACUGUUUAAGUGCCAGAUCUUCCUUCCAAAGCAUUGACUUCAAGCGCAGCAAAUUCUCCCAACCAGUAUGUGUGCUAUUAAACCACAAAGCAGUGGAAUGGAAGUUCCCAUUUUCUGCCAUGAUCUCUGUGUUUGUGCUCCCCAUCCUUCUGACAAGUGCCUUCAUCAUCUGCUUGCUGAAACAAGAUGCUAAGCGAAAGAAGAUGCCUCAUGCUUUGGAUUUAUCUCAUUUAAAAGCUGCUGGACCAGCCUUUCACUGUGAGCCCAGUGAAAAGGAAUUCUUCAGGGACACUCUUAUCUGCACAGAGAAGCCAAAGUCACAAAGGAAGACAAACAAAACUUUAGCAAGAAACAACCUACCAUGGAUGGCUUCUUUCCUCUCAUCAUCAUCAUCAGAAGAGGAGGAAGAGGAAGAGGACAGCAGUACUUUCAUCCCAUACACUGAAAUGGCUCAGUUUCCAAAGAGACAUCUCAUCUGUCAACCAUCCAGAACAGCUCAGGAGGAAACUAGUUUGGACUCCGGAUCUGGAGGUCUCUCUGUGGAUAGUGAAUCUGUGCUUGACCUAAGUACCUUGGGUUUUUCAUUCUUUCCAAUAAGAAAGAAAGAGGUGGACACCUCAGGAUCCCAAGGAAAGGAGAAGGCAUCCCUUUCUCACAGUUCCUCUUUGGGAAGAAUAUCCCUCACUGAUGUGAGAUUCCCAAGUCCCAGGGAACAUGGACAGCAUGAUACAGACAGGGAUGAAUGCCUGGAAAUGAUCCCGCUUCAAACACUGAUGGAGGGGAUUUGUGCCAAACUUCCAGUCGAUGAGCACUACCUGCAUAGGAAGGCUCAUCAUUUCACCAAGUAUUACCAGAAACCAACAGUUGAUCUGCAUGACCAGAUCGGUGAGAUAUCACAGCUCAGUGAGGAUCCCAGCACCGAGCUGCUCAUUUCCUUUCAGACGUUACAAGUGGCAGAAGAUGAAGGUAUUGCAAGUGACUGUGACAGCGAUAAUUUUACAGAAGGGACACCUCCUGCAUCCACGGUGCUAAGUGACGCAUUUGAAACUUCAAAUAUGGAGGAAAAAUAUGAUCAAAAGUUUAAAUUCAAAGGCUACGAGCACACACAUUACAUGGGAAGGAGCUAGAGUACCCUACCAGUUCUGUGGCGUGCCUGGAAAAUGCUAGAGAGCUCCAGAUAUCCAGGCAAGGAUACCUAAACAAGA